CUACGAAGACACACUUCCUCUGCAAUAUUGUGAAGUAAAAGUAAAACAGUUUUCUACAACAACUUAAUAAUAAUUGUUGAAAUGAAUAUUUUACCAAUUCUUAUUCUGAAUACACUAAUGCUGGCAUUAGGAGACGAACCUAAUGCCGGCACAAAUUACUGCAAACUUGCCUGUGAGAACCCGAAAAAGACGCAUGCUGUCUGCGCCAACAGAAUGCAGAAACUAAUCGAGAACUGUCCACCUGAUGCUAAGAUCAUGCCAUUAGAUGACAUACAAGCCGUCAUAUUAAAAUUGCACAAUGAACGACGUGACUUUGUGGCAAGCGGCAAAGACGAACGACUACCGCCCGCUGCUCGUAUGGGUGAGCUAUUUUGGGAUGAGGAAUUGGCCGACUUAGCUGAGUAUAGUGUAAGACGUUGUCUUAUCAGUGAUCCACACUGUUAUACCACGCCCACAUUACCCAAUCCGGGACGUAGUGCAAAUAUUUAUAAGUUUGAGAAAAUAGAAGUGCCAUUCGAAGAGUUAGUGCCGUCACGCGUAGUUGAAUGGCUGGAAACAUCGAGAGAGUGUACAGCGGAAAUGGCAGCGGACUUUCCAGAGAAUCCGGAAGGGCAUGUCGACUUCUUCGGUCGCGCCAUAACGGAUAGUAAUAAUCAAGUCGGUUGCGCGGCAUCCGAAUGGGUCAAGAAAUCAGAUAAAUACUUUCUAUUAGUUUGUCUCUAUACGAAUGACGUGAAACCCGGUAAACGUUUGUAUAAAUUUGGUCGACCUGGCUCGAGGUGCUUAACUAGCUAUAGUGAGCAGUACAAAAAUUUAUGCAGCAUCCAUGAAAACUACAAUAUCACUGAUGCAAAGUACGAACGUAGAGCGCUUUCCGUCUUUAACCCGAUUAACAAAAAUGCAGGUAGAACAGACUACAAUGCACCCGAGGGCAGUAUGUGGCAGUUAGUGAUUUGAAGAGAGACUAACAAAUUAAAAAUAUAUAUUUUUUUGUAAAACGUAUUAUAAUAUAUAU
Messenger RNA from Bactrocera latifrons, 1015 nucleotides. Its product is annotated as venom allergen 3-like. The transcript is spliced from 3 exons. Bases 82 to 957 code for a protein of 291 amino acids. Lineage: Eukaryota; Metazoa; Arthropoda; Insecta; Diptera; Tephritidae. The record is from RefSeq and is a predicted model, not a curated record.